AGGAGCCUCAUCACUACGAGGAAACGAAACUCAACCAGGAGAAUCAGACACAAGUUUUCAAAGUGCAGUUUGCUUUAAACCUCUUGGGCAGUGACUUUUACAAAACAACAUUACAGAUAUGGCCACUGCCAGCAGUCUGCUAUCAGAGGAGAAGUUCCUGUGUUCUGUCUGUCUGGAUGUGUUCACUGAGCCAGUCUCAACACCAUGUGGACACAGCUUCUGCAGAGCAUGUAUCCAGAAGUGUUGGGACAACAGUGACGACUGCAAGUGUCCAUUAUGCAACAGGACAUUUUCUCCAAGACCUGAACUCCAAGUCAACACUGUUGUGUCUGAGUUAACUGCUGAGUUUAAAGCUUUAGUACAAGUCAAGGCCUCGACUCCAGAGCCACAACUUCCUGGAACAGCAGACGUUCUUUGUGAUAUCUGCUCUGAGAUGAAGGAACAUGCUGUUAAAUCUUGCCUGACGUGUUUAGCCUCUUUCUGUAAAGUGCACCUCGAGCCACAUCAGAGAGUUGCUGGACUCAAGAGCCACACAUUAUUAGACCCUGUGAAGAAUCUUGAUGACAGAAUGAGAGAUCAUGCAGUGGACUUGACCUUUGACCCUGAAACAGCAUAUUGCACUCUUGUCAUAAGCCAGGAUGGAAAACAAGUGACAGAUACAGACACAGAACAGGAACUUCCCUACAGUCCAAAGAGAUUUGAACAGUGUAAGGAGGUUUUGACAAAGGAAGGGUUCACAACAGGGAAGUUUUACUAUGAAGUGCAAGUGAAAGACAAUACUGACUGGAUUGUUGGAGUGGUCAGAGAGCCUGUGAACAGAAAAGAGGACACACCUCUUUCAGUUAAAAAUGGUUACUGGAUCAUUGGGCUUGAUGACGGUAUAUAUAGUGCAAAUAUUGGUGUUGAACUCACACCAAAAGAAAAGCUUGAUAAUGUGGGCAUCUUUGUGGACUAUAAUAAGGGAGUGGUUUCUUUCUAUGAUGUGAAAUCUAAAUCACACAUCUAUUCUUUCACUGGCUGCCACUUUACAGAGAAACUUUACCCAUACUUCUACACUCAUAUGAACAGAGAUGGAACAAACUCUGCCCCAAUCAUCAUAACACCUGUUCCUCAAACACACUGAGUCUGUCAGAAAAGAUACACGUAAGGAAUCUGCUUUAAGUGUCAACAGCAACUUCCAAAUGAUAUGUUUAUCAAGCUAGUCAAUUUAAAGGGAAUAUAUGAUGCUCACGUUCAGGUUCAUGCUUGUGUUUUUGGGAUUCUACUAGAUGUUAUAUUAUGUUUACAUGCUUUAAUUUUCAAAUAACACAUGAUUUUUCUUUUUGACUCAUUUCAGUGCAUGUCUAGACUGGCUUAUUUCACAGUUUGUGGGUUUGUUUUUCAUAUUAUGUUCCCUUUUUAAUAUUGAAAAAUGUUCUGUCCAUGCAUGGAUAAUUAAUAAGUAUGACACUGCAAUAUUAGUGGUAUUUUGUUCCUUAUCUUAAGUGUAUUGUUCAGUGAAUGUAUAGAUGUUAACUGAUGAUGUUGUACAGUCAUAUUAUCAGGUUCUGUAUUACAGUGGAUGGGGGUAAAACAUAUUCUUUUGUAAGAUAACCUGUUGCUCUUUUGUGCAAAUUUUGAUUGUUGGAAAAGAUUAUAUAAAUAAAAAAUCCUGCAAGA
Centropristis striata (black sea bass) is the source of this 1659-nucleotide messenger RNA. Its product is annotated as E3 ubiquitin-protein ligase TRIM39-like. The transcript is spliced from 2 exons. Lineage: Eukaryota; Metazoa; Chordata; Actinopteri; Perciformes; Serranidae. Bases 119 to 1123 code for a protein of 334 amino acids. Gene Ontology annotation, molecular function: protein binding. The record is from RefSeq and is a predicted model, not a curated record.